UGCAGACAAACCAUGUGCAAAAACUUGUUCGUCCCGUGUAUAAAAAUUAGGACAUGGGCCGUAUCCUUAUACACAAGUUUAGAUGGAAAAUUUCAAGAACAAUUCGAUUUUCGUUUGAAAGAAGUGACUUUUAAAAAACUUACCGAUUACUUGCACAAGCCGGUGGACUCAUCAAGUUUAGCAGUUACAAGGAUUUUAUUUGGACUUGCAAUGUUAUUCGAUAUCCCAGAUGAACGUGGAGGUGCAGUAAUGGAAAAACGUUGGGGUGAUCCGACGAUGUGUCAUUUUCCGCUCAUUAAUAUCGUAAAAGCUAUUCCGAUGCCAUUUAUGGCAUUAGUAUACGCUGCACUUUGGCUCGGAGCUUUGGGCAUAACAUUAGGAUACAAGUAUCGCUUGAGUGCGACAAUUUUCACAUUUUGCUACUGGUACUUGAUUCUGAUUGAAAAGAGCUACUGGAAUAAUCACAGCUACUUAUUCGGCGUGGUCGCCUUACUGCUCGCCACGACUGAGGCCAACUGCUAUUGGUCUUUAGAUUCACGCAUGGGUAUCUCUCGGAUGAAAAAAACAGUACCAUAUUGGAAUUAUUUUAUUCUGAAAUACCAGUUUUUCAUUCUAUACUUCAUGGCGGGGAUGAAGAAAGGAACAGCAGAGUGGUUGACUGGAUAUUCUGUGCAGAAUCUUAGUGAGCAUUGGGUUUUUAGCCCUUUCAAAUUAUUUCUUACAGUGCCUCAAACCGACUUUCUAAUAGUACAUUGGUUCGUUUUCGCAUUCGACAUAAGCGUGGCUAUCUGGAUGAUGUGGUCUCGAACACGAAACGUGGCUAUGAUAUUUUGCGCUCUCUUCCACCUCAUGAACAGCAGACUGUUUAGAAUAGGUAUGUUUCCGUGGGUCUGCUUGGCAACGAUGCCGUUGUUUUAUUCGUUUGACUGGCCGAAAAUUAUAAUGUGCUAUGCGGAAAAACCUGUAUCGAAAGUAAAAGGAGGAAUUUGUAAAUAUCUACACAAGUUUAAACGUCAUACAACAUCCGGCAGUAAGAGCAAUGCUACAGUGAUAACUAAAGUUUAUUAUAAUGAACCUAAGGAAUUUUUUGAUAAUGAUAAAAUUAACGAACGGAAUGCCGAGGAUUUGGAAGAAAAAAUAGACAAUCAAGAAAUAGGAGCUGAAGAAGAAAACACUUUCGAAACAAAAGACAAUGAAAUAUUCGACGUUAAGAACAACUCGGAUAAAACAUCUGUAGACGAUGGUGAUCGCCGGAAAUAUAUUACAUUUACAUUUGUAGUAUUUCAUGUACUUUCCCAAGCAUUUCUGCCAUAUUCCCAUUUUAUCACAAAGGGUUAUAACAAUUGGACGAACGGGCUGUAUGGUUAUUCUUGGGAUAUGAUGGUGCAUACAUGGGAAAUUGAAUCGGUUAUUGUCAAAGUCGUUGAUAAUGAAAACAAGGAAGAGUUUUACGUCGACCCGUACAUUUAUUCCCCUAACGACAGAUGGACAAGACAUGGCGAUAUGGUACACCAAUAUGCCAGAUGUUUAAAAGACAAUUUAUUAAAGAAAUUUGUCUCAAACAAACGUUCAACUCGCGGAAAGGUUAUAUCUAAAAAUAUUUCGAUUUAUGUUGAUGUUUGGUGUUCCAUGAAUGGAAGAUUUACGCAACGCAUGUUUGAUCCUAAAACGGAUUUGUUGAAUACAUUUUGGUCUCCGUUUGAGCCGAUAUCAUAUCUCAUGCCUCUGCUCGAUGAAGCGUUGCCUUGGAGAAGUCUAUUACAUGAAAUUAAGGAAGACGUCCAUUCUUGGAACAAUUAUAGUGAUGUGACGUUUAUCGCCGAUUUCCCGGAUUAUUACCAAGAAAAAUUUAUUCCAAUGGAGUUAACGAAUGUUACGAUGACUAUACUAGAAGGAGUGGUGGCUUUUGAACCCGAGGUCAAAAAGUUUUCGCAAGGACAAUCUUAUAAACUCAACAAAGGUAACCGUGUCAAACUGGAUUCUGGAACGUUCCAUAGAGUUCUUACUAUAGGGACUAAACCAGCAUUUUAUAUGUAUACGUUUACUAAUAGCUCGGAACCAAACAUUGAAGAUUCAACGUUUAAUCCGAAACUACCUGUCGCAGAAGAAUUAACAAGACGCUUUAACAAUAUGAUUAAAUUUGCAAAAAUAGUCGUAUCAAACAUAAUCAGUAUGUUUUUUCAAUGUUGCCAAUAAAUG
Messenger RNA from Vanessa atalanta (red admiral), 2199 nucleotides. Its product is annotated as vitamin K-dependent gamma-carboxylase. The coding region runs from base 13 to 2196 and encodes 727 amino acids. Gene Ontology annotation, molecular function: gamma-glutamyl carboxylase activity; vitamin binding. The transcript has 9 exons. Gene Ontology annotation, biological process: peptidyl-glutamic acid carboxylation. The record is from RefSeq and is a predicted model, not a curated record. Lineage: Eukaryota; Metazoa; Arthropoda; Insecta; Lepidoptera; Nymphalidae.